Molecule: messenger RNA, 1359 nt
Organism: Ixodes scapularis (black-legged tick)
Lineage: Eukaryota; Metazoa; Arthropoda; Arachnida; Ixodida; Ixodidae
Exons: 6
Coding region: 381-1025 (214 amino acids)
Source: RefSeq, a predicted model, not a curated record
CACGACUUUUCUGCAGGUUCCCAUCUCAGCACUUUUACUCCAAGGUCACUCAGCUACUAACUGACAAGUACCCUCAGCUCCAAGAUGUUAUAGGAACUGGAUCAGACUCGUGGAGAGUAGCACUGCGGUACAAGUUCAAAAAUGAAAGACGUCGCCUUUCAGACGACGUCCGGGUUGCUGAAAACCGUGCAAAAUUUGGAUCAAAAAGACCAAAUGAUGGAGGUGCAGCCACACAGCUGAAGCGGCAAAAAAAGAUUAAGCUGAACAUCACUGCUUCGGCUUUGGCUGGAGAGGACGAAGCCAGCCUGAUCGCCCAUGAGGAAUGGCUUAUACGAGAAGGACGAAAGGCAGCUCCUGAUGAAAAAGGAAUCCAUGAAAGGAUGACUCUCACUGCAAGGAAGAGGCUCUCUGACAUGGCACAAAUGGGCAUUGAUGCUGUUAGGACAAGGUACCCAUACCUGAUGGACUCUCAGCGAUUCGCUAAAGAUUUCGAGAGGCUCACGAAGAUGAACCUGGCCGACAAAGUCGCAAAAGGGAUUGACAAGAUCGUUCUGUUGGCCACAAAGAAGGCGAUCGACUGCCAGGAGCAUGUCCUACUUACACUGCAAGCAGCACCGCACAUGGAUCUGGGGAGGCUCAGGACACGGCACAUCCUGACUGUUGCAACUCUGCGCAUUUUGGCACUGAACGUCAAGGAGUCAACAUCACUGCCCCUAAUGUUCGUGCAAGAAGAUGAUGAAAACAUCCCACCGACACCGUGUGUCCUGUACAGCGGGCAAGACUUAGAGGAUGCAGACUUCUUUCACCUGGUUGUUGAUCGUGAGAGGUUGUUCUCCGUUCCAAAUGCCGAGGAGGGGCUGUGUAUGUUGUUGGCAGCCUAUUGGUUGUUCAGUAUACAAUAUGAACGGAAGGCCUUCAACAUGCUCGUCACUCUGGAGAGGCUUUUUCUCGGCAUGAGCCACACAACUCCAAGGGCAGUGGUAAUUAAAUUUUUAAACAAAGUUUGCAGGCACGUGCAUGGUUGAAGCAAUGAUUUGUGCUUCAACCACACGCGCAUUAACUGCUUCGUUACGGUUCAGUUUGAGCUUUUUCUUUUUUUUUUUUUUUUUUUACGGUGUUAGUUUGCAGGCUCUGUAAAAAUGGAUGUCCACCCACGGGACAGUGGGGCUUUACAGUUCAAGUAAGGAAAAUGAACACAUAUUUUAUUCAACAUUUUAUAAGUUAAUUUUUACAAAAUAGGUUUUGGGAAGAAUAGCAAAACUGGAGUGAUACCGGCAGAGAAAUGAGGCUCAUUUAUUGGUACGAAAAUCAAAGAAGCAGUGCCAGUCAGUUUCAGUGCAGAGGUAGGUUUCACAGGAC